Molecule: messenger RNA, 1410 nt
Organism: Mucor velutinosus
Lineage: Eukaryota; Fungi; Mucoromycota; Mucoromycetes; Mucorales; Mucoraceae
Product: eukaryotic translation initiation factor 4E
Exons: 3
Coding region: 1-1410 (469 amino acids)
Biological process (GO): mitochondrial coenzyme A transmembrane transport; mitochondrial fusion
Cellular component (GO): mitochondrial inner membrane
Molecular function (GO): coenzyme A transmembrane transporter activity
Source: RefSeq, a predicted model, not a curated record
AUGACCACAGCCAAGGUGAAUCCACAUCGACCUUAUUAUACACCAGGACUCCACCAUCACAACUAUACCUCUUUACCUUCCAAUGAUUCCAUUCCACUGCUAUUGCUAGACGAGCCCGACCAUGCUCAAUUCAAGAGCCUAACUACUCGAUGCACUAGUUUUGCCCUUUUGAAAUACUUUGUUACCAUGUUGACAAGUCCAUUUGAAGUGGGCACCACUCUUUUGCAAGUGCAAUACUCACCUCAUCAAGAUGUCGAGGUAUUUGGAUUGCCUCAACUGGACUCCAGCUCCAGACUUUCUUCUUCGAUACAUCAGUUUGACGCAGAUAGUGAUUCAGAAGAUGAUGGAUUUUAUCGACGACCAGAAGAUAGAACUUCUAUUGAUACUAUUCGCAUUAGAACAGAUAGUAGUUCACUGUCUUCAGUCAGUGUUUUUGACGAUAAAAGUAGACCUAUUUACCAAAUGGCCCCCAUGGAAGGUGGAGGCGUAUUGGAGAUUCUUAGUUCCAUUGUCAAGCAACCCACAGAAGGAUGGAAAUCACUAUUUAAGGGCCAAAGAGUUACCUGGGUUUACGAGAUGCUUCGUACCUUAUUACGGCCAACGCUAGAAAGCUCGCUUAAUGACCUAUUUGGUUUGUAUGAUGAUACAAUUCCACUUUUGCACCUGGAUAAUGUCACACCCAAUAUCACUACAUUGCUCGCCUCGCAUCUUGUGGUAGGUGUCUUAUUGAGUCCUCUUGAAAUUGUCAGAACAAGAUUAGUAGUUCAAUCGGCAUCGCCACUUUGCAGCAAAUACAAUGGACCUCUUCAUGCUCUCAGAACCAUGUUUUCUGAAGAAGGUGGUAUUCGUGGUGUCUAUCUGUCGAAAAACUUGCUUCCAACGCUCUUUUACCAUUUGAUUACACCACUGAUAUCCUGCAGUACGCCACUAUUAAUCGCUCGUAUUUUACGCAUAUCAGCUGCUGACUCACCUAUCUUAUACGGUGCUGCCGAAUUAACACUGUCUACUGUGGGCUUGUUGAUUUUGCUGCCACUGGAAACCAUCCGCAAGCGAUUGCAUUGUCAAGUGCCUGGUGAUUUCAAAUCCACUGUGGCUAUUCGGCCUCAACCCUACCGUGGUGUGCUGGAUGCACUCUACAAAAUCAUGAAGGAGGAAGGAACUCGUCAUAAGAGAAGCGCGAAACCAACUAAAAACCACAACAACAGCAAUGCUAAACAUUGGAUGGAGGAUCAUGCUUCGUCAGAUAGCGAUGCUGAUCUGUUUCCUCAACGUCAAACAAGCAGCAGUGCCAAAACUGUGACAAGUGCGUGGGGUAUUCGUGGUCUGUAUAGAGGUUUUAGCAUGCAAUUGGCUGCAAAUGUAAUGCUUUUUGUGUUCCAAACUGUCAAUGGGCUAGAUGGUAGAGAGUAG